Molecule: messenger RNA, 2148 nt
Organism: Symbiodinium natans
Lineage: Eukaryota; Dinophyceae; Suessiales; Symbiodiniaceae
Source: the annotation of a GenBank genome assembly
AUGGGCCAAGCUACAUCGUCCGCGGUCAUGCAGGCCGUCGCCUCCGUGACCGGAUCGGCGGCUGCGGUAGAUCCGUUGGAGGUCAUGGGAAAGAAUAUGUUUGACGACAAGGUAAUGGCAGAGAAGCUACCGGCCGCAGUCGUCAAGCGAUUCCAGGAGUGCCUCAUCAGCGGCGCGCCCACGACCGAAGAGGAUCAGAAGAUCAUUGCCGAUACGAUGUUUGAAUGGGCGCGAGAACGCGGCGCCGUGGACUUCGCCCACUGGUUCUUCCCCCUGCGCGGACAGGGCGGCGCUGUCGGCGGUAUGCUGGGUGCUUUCAAGCAGGACACCCUCUUGGACCUUGACUUCUCAUCCAAGUUUGUCACGAAGCCCAUGAAGGCCUGCUUGCCAGCAGAGCGACUUUUCCAGGGAGAGACCGACGGCUCUUCUUUCCCCAACGGUGGCCUUCGAGUGACACACUCUGCAGCAGCGUUCACCACCUGGGACAGGGCAUCGCCGCCCUUUGUCCUCAACAAGACGUUGUAUAUACCCUGUGCGUUCAUCACGCACUUCGGGAAAUGCAUUGAUGAGAAGACACCUCUCUUGCGAUCUAUGGACGCCGUGAAGACUCAAGGUCUUCGACUGCUGAAGGCUGUUGACCUCGGCAAGAGCGCCCAGACGAUUUAUAGCUUCCUGGGAUGGGAGCAGGAGUUCUUCGUGAUGGACGCAGCCCUCUACAAGGCGCGCCCGGACCUCGUCAACACCGGCCGAACCUUGUUCGGCAAGUUGCCCACUCGGCACCAGCAGGGCGACCUGAACUACUUCCAAGCGAUCCCGACAAGUGUACAGACCUUGCUGGACAGGGUUCAGGCUGCCAUGCUAGUAGUAGGAUGCCCCAUGGCCGUCAAACACAACGAAGUCGCUCCUGGCCAGCAUGAGAUGUCUCCGGUCUUCCGGGUGGCCAACGUGUCCUGCGACAGCAACGUCUUCUUCAUGGAGACCAUGAACCGCGAGGCCGAGAAGCUCGGCUUGCAGGUGCUCUUCCAUGAGAAGCCCUUUGCAGGCAUCAAUGGCAGUGGCAAGCAUGCCAACUGGUCCAUCGGAACCGAUACUGGCCUCAACUUCUUCUAUCCCGGCAAGACAGAUGAAGGCAGGAAGCUCUUCGUGACUGGCAUCGCCUGCUUGGCAUAUGGCUUGUCUCAAUACAAUGAGCUCGUCCGCUGCACCGUGGCAACAGCAGGCAACGAUCACCGGUUGGGCGCCCAGGAAGCACCGCCCGCUAUCAUCUCGCUGUAUCCCGGACAAGGCUUCGAACAGUUUGUGGACGCGAUCAUCGGCGGCGCAGACCUUCUAGGCUACAAAGCCGAGAAGAAGCAUCAGCCGACGGGAUGCUCUCAGGCAAUGUUCAUUGAGGCCAACGUGGAGGACAGGAACCGCACAGCGCCCUUUCCCUUCUGCGGCAACCGCUUUGAGUUCCGGGCCGUGGGCUCCUCCCAGAACUGCUGUUUGCCCGUCAUGGUCUGCAAUGCCAUCAUGGCAGCUGGCAUGGGUAACCUCGCCGGCCUGAUUGAGGGUGGCAUGAGCCACAGAGAUGCUGUGGCAAAAAUGUUCAAGGAGAACAAGCACGUCAUCUUCACCGGGAACGGCUACUCCCCCGAGUGGAAGGAGGAAGCUGCCAAGAGAGGCUUGCCAAAUCUCAACACCACGCCGAAGGCCGUCGUGACCUGGAGCUCCGAGAAGAACAAGAAGCUGUUCCAGGAUCUGAAGAUCUACUCGAAUGAGGAGACGGAAGCCAGACAGGAGGUCAUGCUGGAGAACUAUAUCACUUGCCUCACGAUUGAAGCACAGACCAUGAUCAACAUGGUGGACACCGGCUUCAUUCCUGCUUGUGCCAAAGAUCUCAAGAAGUGCGAAAACAUGACCAGCAAGUACUCCGAGCCGAGAAAAGCCGCCUACGAAGCGAUCGUGGACGAGCUUGAAAAGCUCAAAGCGUCCAUGGACGCCCUGCCGCACGGUGACCUCGAGAAGGAGGCAACCUACCUUUGCGACAAGGUGAAGGUGCAGAUGGGCUCGCUCAGAGAGGCUGUGGACAAAGCAGAAUCCAUGAUGGAGAGCAGCCUGUAUCCGUACCCGACGUACGAGCAGAUGAUCUACUCGCACCAUUUUUGA